AUGGACCGAUCCAAGAAGCCUUCUGCUAUCGGAGUGGGAGCUUCCCUCCCACAACCUUCUCUGUCCAUCAAGGACAACGUUAUCGAAGCGUCCUUGCCCACCGGUCAGUCAGUUGCUGUGAACUUGUACGGCGCUACUGUGACCUCCUGGAAGGUCAAUGGCAAGGAGCACCUGUUUGUCAGUGAGAAGGCCCAUCUCGAUGGCUCCAAACCUAUCCGUGGUGGCAUUCCGCUGGUGUUCCCGGUCUUCGGUCCCCCGCCUCAGAACCACGACACCUCCAGCCUCCCACAACAUGGCUUCGCACGGAACUCCAACUGGGAGUUCUUGGGCAAGUCCGCUUUUGAAGCGCCCGGAAGCAAUAGCGACCAGAGCCAUAUGAACGUCAAAUUGGAUUUCGGACUGUCACACUCCAUGUUGACCGAUGAGUUCCGUCAGAUGUGGCCACAUGAAUUUGGUCUGGUAUACAGUGUUACGCUCACGAAGGAUACAUUAGAGACGGCAUUGCAGGUUCGCAAUGAUGGUCAGAAGAACUUCGAGUUCCAGGUUCUGAUGCACACCUACCUCAAGGUUGCGGAUAUCUCUGACGUCCGUGUGAAGGGUCUUGAAUCAAAGACCUACAUCGAUAAGACUCUCCAGGCGACUUCUCACACCGAAUCGUCCCCUGCAUUGGCGAUCACACAAGAAACUGACCGCGUUUACCAAAAUCUUGACCCCGCUGUUCCAGUUAUUGUCGCAUCUGCCGAUGACAAGCCUCUGUUCUCCAUCACUCGGGAGGCUUUGUCUGAUGUUGUUGUUUGGAACCCAUGGAUUGAAAAGGCCAAGGGGAUGGCUGACUUUGGCCCUGAUGAGGCUUACAAGAACAUGAUUUGUGUGGAGGCUGGCUCAGUCUCUGGCUGGCAGACCCUCGAGGCUGGAGAUACCUGGGAGGGAGGACAAAGCAUUCAAGCACGUCUGUGA
This is a messenger RNA of Penicillium bovifimosum, 957 nucleotides long. Its product is annotated as D-hexose-6-phosphate mutarotase. NCBI's taxonomy places the organism in Eukaryota, Fungi, Ascomycota, Eurotiomycetes, Eurotiales, Aspergillaceae. Gene Ontology annotation, biological process: carbohydrate metabolic process. The transcript has 3 exons. The record is from RefSeq and is a predicted model, not a curated record. The coding region runs from base 1 to 957 and encodes 318 amino acids. Gene Ontology annotation, molecular function: carbohydrate binding; isomerase activity.